This is a messenger RNA of Tripterygium wilfordii, 1745 nucleotides long. Its product is annotated as zinc finger protein ZAT9-like. The record is from RefSeq and is a predicted model, not a curated record. Bases 204 to 1637 code for a protein of 477 amino acids. NCBI's taxonomy places the organism in Eukaryota, Viridiplantae, Streptophyta, Magnoliopsida, Celastrales, Celastraceae. The transcript has a single exon.
UCUCCCUCUCUCUAUCUCCACUACUCUUUUAUCCACUCUCUCUUUCUCUCAUCAACCACUACUUCAACUAAAAACUAGGACUAGUUCCUUCCAAUUCCACCAUACAACUUUCACUACAAGAAUAAACUUACCCCUUCUUCCCUUUCUUGUAUAUCCCAUUCAUGAUUAGUUAAAAACAUUUCCUUUCUGUUUCAUUCAUUCUUAUGGCUUUGACGGUGGAUCAACAGUCAAAUUUCAAGCACUAUUGCAAGAUUUGCAAAAAAGGAUUUGGGUGCGGGAGGGCACUAGGAGGGCAUAUGAGGGCUCAUGGUAUUGGCGACGACGGCACGCAAAUCGAUGAAGAUGACCCGGCGAGCGAUUGGGAGGACAAGCUGGGAGGCAAUGCUCCAAGCAAUAAGAGAAUGUAUGCGUUGAGGACGAAUCCCAAUCGUUUCAAGAGUUGCAAAAUAUGUGAAAAUUGUGGCAAGGAAUUCUUGUCAUGGAAGUCGUUUCUUGAACAUGGGAAAUGCAGCUCCGAGGAUGCGGAAUCUCUAGUGUCGUCGCCGGGGUCGGAUGGCGACGAUGGAACUCCGAGGAGAUGGUCUAAAAGGAAGAGAUCUUUUAGGACCAAAGUGGGUGAUUUUAACUCAAACUGUCCAUCAAGCGAAGAAGAAGAUCUAGCGAAUUGUCUAAUGAUGCUAUCGAAUGCAACCGUUGAUCCUCUAUUACCCGAGCCAGAGGAGUCGUGUGCGUCCGCUAGCAAAGACGAGGAUCGAAGAAAUCAAAUCUCUUUCGUUGCUCCAAUUUCAUGUAGGCUUCCAAUUGACAAGGCAAAAGGGGUUACUGCGAAGGGCGUGUUUGAAUGCAAAGCCUGCAAGAAAGUGUUCAAUUCACACCAAGCAUUGGGCGGACACAGAGCCAGUCACAAGAAAGUUAAAGGCUGUUUCGCUGCUUGGCUCGAUCACAGCCUCGACGAUGGCCUGCCCGACGACGAUGUCAUUACACACGAAGAGUUUUUCCCAACUAAAUCCCCUUCAACAUCGCGAUUCGACCAUGGAACUACCAUCACUACUAAUCCAAUCGCGUCAAGUUCUCGAAGGAAAUCGAAAGUACACGAAUGUUCAAUAUGUCAUCGUGUGUUUUCGUCCGGACAAGCACUUGGUGGCCAUAAGAGAUGCCAUUGGAUUACUUCAAACUCCCCUGACGCCUCCUCUCUGGCUAAAUUUCAUCAUCAAUUCCACGACCAAAAUACGGAGCAAAUCCAAGAAAUUAUACCAACCAACUUCAUCAACAACUGCGAGCCGCUUAUCGAUCUCACUCUGGACCUCAACCUUCCUGCUCCUGCUGAUAACCCUGCAAAUUAUGGAGUGUCUACGGAAAUGUAUUUGAAGUCUUGGAUUGGCAUUGGUCCCAAAGAGAAAGAUGAUACACUAGACCACCAUUGUGAUCAUCACCACCAACAUGACAACAAGAUUAAUGAUUGUGAGGAUUUGACGCAGAAUAAUGAUCAUGCCGUUGUUGAUGAUGAUGAGGCACACAGUAAGGUGAAGUUAGCAAAGCUAAGUGAACUGAAGGAUAUGAGCACUAGUGGAAGUUCAUCUCCAUGGUUGCAGGUGGGGAUUGGUUCAACUACUGAUGUUGGUACAGCUGACCCUUAAUUAAGUUUUGUGCAAAACAAUGUAUUGAUUUUUUGACUUGUAAGUACAUUACCAGCUGAUUGUUGUUUAUUGUUGUUGAUGUAAUAUUAUUGGUGGGAUCAAAGAGAA